AUGCGCACUAAUACCGACCGCAACAAACAAAUAACGCUCGAGUCUUACAGUGAUGCCGACUUUACUGCCGACAAGGGAGACAGAAAAUCGCUCACUGUUGUCAUCGUUUUGCUAAAUGGGAUGCCUGUAAGCUGGGCAACCAAGAAAAAAGGUAGUGUCUCUCUCUCGACUAUGGAGGCCGAACUUAUCGCGGCAUCUGAGACUGCACGCGAGUUUUUUGGUAUUCGAGAGAUGCUUAAAGAGGUGGGACUCGCACCGACUAAGCCUAUGUCGAUGCAUGUCAAAAACGAGGCCACGAUUCGCCAGAUCGAAGAAGAGACUUUGUCUCUAGUAGCUAAUCGACGUGCGCCUCAAGUUUGUUAA
Messenger RNA from Plasmopara halstedii, 363 nucleotides. Its product is annotated as copia proteinlike. The record is from RefSeq and is a predicted model, not a curated record. Bases 1 to 363 code for a protein of 120 amino acids. Lineage: Eukaryota; Oomycota; Peronosporomycetes; Peronosporales; Peronosporaceae. The transcript has a single exon.